This is a messenger RNA of Amaranthus tricolor (Joseph's coat), 2188 nucleotides long. Its product is annotated as AP2-like ethylene-responsive transcription factor AIL1. The transcript is spliced from 9 exons. Gene Ontology annotation, biological process: regulation of DNA-templated transcription. Lineage: Eukaryota; Viridiplantae; Streptophyta; Magnoliopsida; Caryophyllales; Amaranthaceae. The record is from RefSeq and is a predicted model, not a curated record. Gene Ontology annotation, molecular function: DNA-binding transcription factor activity; DNA binding. The coding region runs from base 136 to 1851 and encodes 571 amino acids.
GACAGGGAAAUUGUACGACCAAAAUGAAUCGGUUUUGCCCUACUCCUAUUUCUUAGAACUUUGAGCUUUUACUUCUUAAUCAACACUCACAUACACCAUAACACCAACAAACAAGCCUCCCAAUCCCAAAACAUCAUGAAUAACAACAAUUGGUUGGGAUUCUCCCUCACUUCACAACAGCAUCAACACCAACAUCAAGAACAUCAUCAGCAACACCAACACCAACACCAACACCAAGAGCAUCAUCAGCAACACCAACAGCAACACCAAGAGCAUCAUCAGCAACACCAACAGCAACACCAAGAGCAUCAUCAGCAACACCAGCAGGCCGCCGUAAAAGAAGGAAGUUCAUCAGCACCGUCGUCGCCGCAUCAAAACGGCGUCGUCACCUCUUUCAUGCCUCUUCGUUCUGAUGGCUCUCUUUUUACUAAUGUCCCCUUUUCUCCUCAACUCCAAGAGUGGAAGUAUGGAAAUCAUGGGCAGCACCCAAAACUAGAGGACUUUUUAGGGUGUUGUUACACAACUUCUCAAGACCAAGAAAACAAGAUGGUUAUAAACAUGAAUGCACUUCCUCCUUCUCAAGACCAAUUUUCCUCACAAAUCCAAACAUGCCCUUAUCCUCCUAAUUAUCCCCAAGGAGAAAAUGUUAUUCUAACGGGAAAUUAUUCACAAACACUUGAUUGCCACUAUUCAUCUUCCCCAUUUGAUGGGGCCGCCAUCUCUCAGUUCAAAUCUUGGCUUAGGCAAAACCCAACAACAGUGGGACCCACUACUACUUUUAAUGUUACCCAAGGUGCUAGUGCUGGUCCUGGUGGUUGUCAAUUCCAAUCACUCUCCCUAUCUGUGAACCCUGAAAAGGGUCCAGACCCGGGCCCGGGUCCGUUGGUUGAGGUUGUCGAUAGCAAAAAGCGAGGGCAAUCUAAAUCAGUUUGUGGUAAAGAACUGGUGCCUAGGAAAUCUCUUGAUUCAUUCGGCCAAAGAACGUCUCAGUAUCGUGGAGUUACCAAACAUAGGUGGACAGGAAGAUAUGAGGCCCAUUUAUGGGAUAAUAGCUGCAGGAAAGAAGGUCAAACUAGGAAAGGAAGGCAAGUUUACCUAGGUGGGUAUGACAAGGAAGAAAAAGCAGCAAGAGCUUAUGAUUUAGCAGCAUUAAAAUACUGGGGCCCAACUACUCAUAUCAAUUUUACUCUUACUGAUUAUGAGAAAGAACUUGAGGAUAUGAAGAACAUGAGCAGGCAGGAAUUUGUUGCCCAUUUAAGAAGGCAAAGCAGUGGAUUUUCAAGGGGAGCAUCUAUAUAUAGAGGUGUGACAAGACACCAUCAACAUGGUAGAUGGCAGGCUCGAAUUGGAAGGGUUGCAGGCAAUAAGGACUUGUACCUUGGCACUUUUAGCACUCAAGAGGAAGCAGCAGAGGCUUAUGAUAUUGCAGCCAUAAAAUUUAGAGGCACAAGUGCAGUAACCAAUUUCGAUAUAAGUAGAUAUGAUGUGAAGAGAAUUUGCUCGAGCAACACUUUAAUCGCGAGCGAUCUUGCAAAACGCCCAUCACCGAAUAAAGACUCUCCACUGGCUUUGCAGCUAGAAGAGCCUCUUGCUAUAACAGAUAGCCGCGACAAUGAUGGUUCUAAUGACUUGCCUGCUAGUCUUAUGUGGACUUCUCAAACUGAUGAUCAAACUCGGUCUCAAGAAUGUAAUUCAUCUCCAGUGUACUUGUCACCAGAAAAUCACAAGUAUGAAGAAUGUGCAGUAAGUAAUGGCGAAAAUAAUGAAGUUGCUGACAAUGGCGGGCUAAGUAAAAAUACUCAUCUUGGUGUUGUUAAUCAGGUUCCAAUCUUCGCCUUAUGGAAUGAAUGAAUAACUGUUAUUGUAAUUGGGUUUUAGUUACAAUUUGUUGCAUUUUGCUAAAGGAUUAUGUGUUAGUUUUUACAGAAAAUUUGUAGGUUUUUGAAGAAGCAAGCUAGAAAAGUUGUCAAUUGUGUAGGAAACUAUAGUAAGCUUGGUAGGACUAUGGCCAAUGGGGAUGUAUAAUGCCUAAACUUGUAGCGUUAUGACAUUGAAUCUUAACUAUUAACUAAUAACUAAUAACUAUGACAAGAGUAUUAGGGGAGAAUGAGUAGCAUUGUCCACCCCUUCAAGUUGUUGGAGAAUGAGGAUUCGAAAUGUCAAACUUGCAAACGCGAUAGUCGGAUCA